Messenger RNA from Didymodactylos carnosus, 1764 nucleotides. Lineage: Eukaryota; Metazoa; Rotifera; Eurotatoria; Philodinida; Philodinidae. The record is from the annotation of a GenBank genome assembly.
AUGUUGCUAAAACCGUCAUCCAUCGAAAAUAACCCUUCAAUUGCUCGUUACCGUACAUUAUCAGCAUCGCAGUUGUCUCCGUCAUCGAUUUCGUCAACAUAUUCCAUUGUGUCACAUUCAACUACUCCAUCACCGUCGUGCAGUACAUCUUCACUCGUCCUUCAUUCCACGAAGAAUAGUUUUUUUAAAAAUCCACGAAGUUCAAAAAAACCGGAACAACAGCAAGAUGAAAGUCGUUUUGUAAUGACAUUAAUGAAGUCACCAUCUAGUUCACCGAAUACAGCAACACAACGAGCGUAUAAUUCAUGCAAUGAAAUUGGCAGUGGUUUGAAUGAAAAUGAAUCAGGCGAUAAUGGGAAUAGUACUAGUAAUGGGAAUAACAAAUUUUUUAAAUCAAAAGUAACGGCCGCAUUAAAUCACAUGAAAUAUCGAUGGGCUGUACGGAUGAGACCAAAUUUUCGAAACAACGAAUCGCCAAUAUAUCUUCUAGGAAGAAAAUAUAAUGGAAAAGAUGACACGAGUUACGAUGAUGCAUCUUGCUCAUAUUCGGAACAAUCUUACAGUCAUUUUUUAUCUGACUUUCAACAACGCAUUUAUUUAUCUUAUCGGAAGCAAUUUGAUCCGUUAAUUGGAAGCAAUUCAAUUACUUCAGAUAUGGGAUGGGGAUCGUCUAAAAGAAAUUCUAUCGAGCAGUUGAAAAGUUUAGCAAAAUCACACAAACGUCCUCAAUUAUAUCGCGAUAUUAUUCGACUAUUUGGCGAUUUUGACUCAAAAAAAUGUCCAUUUAGCAUUCAUCGAAUAGUUGAAAUUGGCGAUAAACAUGGAAUCCGUCCCGGUGAUUGGUUUGGUCCUGUUUCUGUGGCACAUGCCUUAAAACAAGCUGUUCAGUCAUCUGUAGAAUUAAAACAAAUACCGGAUAAUCUUCGUGUGUAUGUCAGUCAAGAUGCAAUUAUUUAUCGUCAAGAUAUUAUCGAUUUAUGUUGUGCACCAUCAGCAGUGGAGAAGGCAAAAAAUUUGCUGUAUCCAACACUUCGUGAUUUGACAACAACUUCUACUAGUACAGUUGGAGAGAAAUGGAAUUUUUCACUAUUAUUAUUAGUUCCAUUACGAUUGGGUUUAAAUGAAUUGGAUCUAAUUUAUGAACCAUAUUUGAAAGAAGCGUUAAAACUAUCACAAACUGUUGGAAUUAUUGGUGGCAGUCCAAAACAUGCUGUGUAUAUCAUUGGAUUUCAAGACGAUAAUUUUAUUGAUUUGGAUCCUCAUUAUAGUCAAUCGACUGUAAAUGUAACAGAUGAUACAUUCGACCUAUCGAGUUUCUUUUGUUCAUCGCCAAAAAAAUUGACAGCCAAAAAAAUGGACCCUUCAUGUACUCUAGGCUUUUAUUGUCGUGAUCGAAAUGACUUUGAUCAAUUUUGUUCGGAGUGGAUGCAUUUAAGUGAUUCAUCAUCAUCUAACUAUCGUCGUGCUACUUUUACUAGUGGCACAAAUAAUAAUCCAUCAUCUUGUCCAAUAUUUCGAAUUAUGGAUGGUACAUUCAAAGAUUCUCAUUUAUCAUUUAGUGUUGAAUAUCCACAAGAAGAAGAAAAUAUUUUGAGAGUUACAAAAUUAAAUCAACCAACAAAGAAGAAUAAACAUUCCCAUUCAAUAGCUAAUAGUAGUAAUCAAAAUAAUACGAAUAACAAUAACAGUAAACAAUGUUAUACAGAUUAUGAUGGUACUCACAAUCGGUUACAUUCAUUGUCAGAUGAUUAUGUAUUUUUAUAA